CUAGUUCUUGAUCAUCAAUUGCAGCACUUUCCAAAUCUAAUAAACGGCAUUUACGGCAUUGGGCAUCGCAUUCUCGUGACAGACGUACAGGAGAGUCUUUUCUGGGUGCGUUAUCGGCCACGAGCAGACAAUCAGAUGGUGAUAUUUGCUGACGACGCCAGUCCGCGGUGGAUCACCCAACUAGCGGUCUUAGACAACUCCACUGCUGCGGUGGCUGACAAGUUUGGCAAUGUCAUCAUCCUUCGCUUACCACCUGAUGUUAAUGAUAAUGUGGAGGAGGAUCCCAGCGGAAAUCGAUCAUUGUGGGACAGGAACGCUCUUGGAGGUGCUAACCAAAAACUUGAGAUGGUGUGCCACUUCUACGUGGGCGAAGUAGUGACGUCCCUUCAAAAAGCCACCUUGAUUCCGGGCGGUUCGGAAGGUCUGGUGUACGCUACGCUCUCAGGCAGUCUGGGCAUCCUCAUUCCCUUUGCUUCCAAGGAUGCCUACUCCUUCUUUCAGCACCUUGAACUGCACAUGCGCACGGAGAAUAUCUCUCUCGUGGGUCGCGACCAUCUCCACUAUCGUUCGCUCUAUUAUCCUUGCAAGAAUGUAAUCGACGGAGACCUCUGUGAGAUGUUUAACACUCUGGACGCAGAGAAGCAACGAAACAUUGCAGAGGAGAUGGACAAGGUCCCUACCGAUAUUGCUAAACGCUUGGAAGACAUGCGCACUCGCUGCGCCUUCUAG
This is a messenger RNA of Hydatigera taeniaeformis, 729 nucleotides long. The record is from the annotation of a GenBank genome assembly. NCBI's taxonomy places the organism in Eukaryota, Metazoa, Platyhelminthes, Cestoda, Cyclophyllidea, Taeniidae.